This is a messenger RNA of Alternaria metachromatica, 513 nucleotides long. RefSeq lists its product as uncharacterized. The record is from RefSeq and is a predicted model, not a curated record. The transcript has a single exon. Bases 1 to 513 code for a protein of 170 amino acids. NCBI's taxonomy places the organism in Eukaryota, Fungi, Ascomycota, Dothideomycetes, Pleosporales, Pleosporaceae.
AUGGACGCGCCACUCGACAGCGUUGAGGACCAUGACUCUGUACUCGGCCCUCGCAGUAACCCCGUGAGGUUGAGUCGCAAGGCUGCUGUGAAGCGGAACAGCACGAAAGAGAAAAGGUCUGCGACGGAGAGACACGACAGUCCGAUGCAGAGCAUCCACGUCCGCGCGAAGACUUCUUCUAUGGUUCCGGCUAUCCGAAUCAUUGGGAGCACGCCGCCCAUUUUACGCCGCUUUAGCUUCGAUGAAACAUUCAGUGAAGUCGCGUUUAGCCUCAGCAAGCUCUCGAACUCACCUGAUUUCGAAGACGUUCCGCUCAGCCCUGUGGCUGGUCCAGAGCCGGUCAACUCGUCUCAACCGCAACUAUCUGUCCAGGAACAACGAAGCCAUCGAGCGGCCACAGAGGAGCGAGAGGAAAUGAUGGGGAAGCAAGAAGUGGAGCGACAGCAACGCCAUGUUCCGACGACUUUUGAUCAGAUAUUGGGAGAGAAGAAGGUUCCUACCGCGUUGUUGUAG